AUGCACUCCAUGGAAAACGUUUUCUCUCUCCCUGUAGCCGCCAGGGCUGAUUUUAUCCAAUUUCUGGUGCAGUCUUUUGGUUGCAGUUAUAUUUGUCUAUGGGCAUGUGAUUCCAUUUCACCCAAUCGUUUGUGCUUCUUGGAUGGUAUCUACAAUGUAAGAAACAACCAACCAAGCUCUAGUUUGGGGACUGUGGCAGAACAACUUUUCAGUCAGUUCCGGACUUUAACAUUUGAUGUUAAUGAUGACCGUGUUCCUGGACUAGCUUUUAGGAACCAUCAUCCCUAUCUAGAGCUGCAACAAUUGGAACUUCUGAGACUAGCAUCAACAGAUAUACAAACACAAUUCUUUCAGACUGCUGUUUUCAUGGGGUGUAACAAAGGAGAAAUUGAGCUUGGUUUCUUAAAUAUGUCCCAAGUUGACAUUCAAACAGCACUUAGGAGUUUGUUUCCUGAGGAUUUUUCUACUAGACAGUCCCAGCAAAUUGAUCAAAACCCUCCUACAUCAUCUUCAUCUUCUUUGAGAUCAAUAUCCACAGGUAGCCCUGAAUACUCGUCUCUUCUGUUCAGUAUUCCAGGCACUUCUCAAUCCCACUUUCCUGAGACCCUUGGAGGAGCAAGAGUGCCCCCAAUGCAGCCAGUGCCAAACACAGCCACCAGUCCUCACCAACAAGCCAUUCAAGCAUUGGCACAACCCUCUCUAACCCAAUUCCCCACACCAGAAAGUGAACAGGAUGCAAUCAUGAGAGCAAUUCUCCACGUUAUAUCUCCAACUUCUCAACAGCACCAAAACUUGCCUUUUGCUCCUGUGGUGCAUCCGGAAGCUAGUGCUUUCAAGAGGUAUAGAUCUGACAUUGGUCCUCAUAUGGCUUCCAAUUUCAGAAGGCAAAGCCUCAUGAAUAGAUCCUUAGCAUUCUUCAGAAAGUUAAAUUUUAUGAGAAUGAGAGAACGCAUUCAAGCAACGUCCCGUCCCACUAAUACCCAGCUGCAUCAUAUGAUAUCAGAGAGAAGAAGGCGUGAGAAACUAAACGAGAAUUUCCAAGCACUUAGAGCACUACUUCCUCCUGGAACAAAGAAAGACAAAGCGUCUAUACUAAUAGCAGCAAAGGAGACACUGAGCUCUCUUAUGGCUGAAGUUGAUCAACUAAGCAAAAGGAAUCAGGGUUUGACAUCACUUUUGCCACCCAAAGAAUCUUCAUCCGAAGAAACCAAGGCUACAGUAUCACCAAAUGAAGGAUUAAGUGUCCGAGUUUCACAUGUACCCGAAUCAAGCUCGUCACAAGAGCGAAUGGUGGACUUGCAUGUGAAUGUGAGAGGACAAGUUUCUCAAGUUGAUUUGUUAAUCUGCUUAUUGGAAUUCCUAAAACGAGAUCGCAACUUGAGCUUGGUUUCCAUGGACGCAAGCACCCACAUUGCAGAAGGGAAUAAUGUUCUUCGUCAACUAACCUUUAGAUUAAGGAUUAUUCAGGGAAGUGAAUGGGACCAGUGUGCCUUCGAGGAAGCAGUGAGAAGAGUGGUUGCUGACUUGGCACAGUACCAAGAAGACCAAUAA
Sphenostylis stenocarpa is the source of this 1551-nucleotide messenger RNA. The record is from the annotation of a GenBank genome assembly. Lineage: Eukaryota; Viridiplantae; Streptophyta; Magnoliopsida; Fabales; Fabaceae.